GACAGUUGCCGCAGCAAAGCGAGAACUGGCUGGGCAGGACUCUUCCCUCCCGAGCCUAAAUCCUAGGGCGUGAGCGGAGAUUUUCUUCUCAAACCCCCCUGCUGCUCAUCAACACGCCCCCCACCCCAUUCACACCCCCUUCUCUCCGCCCCUCCGGCGGGGGGAGCCGUCCUCUGGGAGUGUCCCAGCCCAGACAGACCCCUCCCCGCAGAACACGGCCAGGAGCCUGCCGAGGGGGGCCAUCCAGAGCGAGCGCCCGGAGCCUGCCGCACGCACACGGGGCAGAAGCCGGUGUCCGCUCGGAGAUGCUGAGGAGGCGGCGGGUCUUCGCCGUGGAGCCGCUCUGGAGCCCAGAUGGCGCACGGAAGCCCUGGGAGAGCUGUGUGGUGCUAACCUCAGCCAGCAUCUACCGCAAGCUGCAGGAAGCCUCUGGAGAGAGCACGGAUCCUGCUCCUGAGCCACAGCGGGGCAGCAGAAUGAGCAGCGAGCUGGGCCUGUGGGGCCCGGCCGGGUCGCCGACGGAGCCUGGCCUCCCCCACCAGCUGGGCCUCUUCCCGAAGAGCGGGCGGCUCCUCAAGUCGGAGUCGGAGGACUCCGGAGUGGAGAUGGCUGGCAACGAGAACUCACCCUCCACUCCGCUGGGCUCGGAAAGCAGCUUCUCUCUGGACUGUCUUGAUGGCUUCCAGCCCUCCACCGCAGACUCUGCUGCCAGCGACCCAGAGGAGGGCUGCCCCGAAGCAGAGGGGCCAGAGGAGCCGGACCCUCUCCGGGAGCAGGUCUACCUCCAGAACCUGUCGGUCAGCAAGAAGCUGGCCCAGGUGAUGCAGCGCUCCCGGAAGCUCCACGUGCCCAGCCGCUCUCCCAAGCCGCUCGGCCGGAAGAGCCUGAGCCUGGUGGAACUGGAGCUGUUGGCCUCCUACAGCUCGCAGGGGCUGAGUGGAAAAGUGGGGGCUGCAGAGGGGCACAGCCAAGCCCUCUCUGGCUGCCGGAGCCUAGAGGAACAGAGCACUGAGUCCUGUGGGGAGGAGGCAGAGGUGCGGAAAGAUCCCUCUUUAACCCUCCCGGGCCAGGGCCUGCGCUACCUGGAGCAUGUCUGCCUGAUGCUGGAGAAGAUUGCCCAACUGCAGCGGGCCAACCUGCAGCUCCAGCAGCAGCAGAAGGUGAUGGAGAGCCGGCUGUGGGGCCAGCAGGCUGAGAACGUGGUGCCCUCUGAGGAGAGGCCAUGCAGAGCCCCAGAAGAGCAGGGGCUGUCCCAGCCAGAGCCUGAGAACAGGGCGGAGGUGGAAAUGCAGGAGGAGGAUUUGCCUCUGGACUCUUGGAGGCCCCACCACUUCAGGGCACGCUCAGCCUCAGACACCGGGAUGCUCCAGGACCUGACCAGGAGCUCAGAGAAUGAGCCAGUCUGCUCCAGGAAGCCGGCAACGCACUGCGUCAGCUCACCCACCCUGCUGGAUCAGCCGGACUGGGGAGCCCAUACCCUACCGCCAAACAUGAGACCUAGGAACGACCGCUCGCACUGGGGGAAAGUCAAAGUGCUGAUCAACAGGAUCACCAGGAAAUCCAUCCGGGCCAGCGAGCCGUCCCUGUUCGGGGAGUCUGCCGUCGACAGCAGACAGUGUAGUCUGGAGGCUUCACGGGAGAAACAAUGCUCCCAUCCCAGGAGGAACUUCCUGCCAGCACUGGGGGUGAAGAAACACCGCUCGAAAACCCUCUCUGUGCGCUGAGCGCCCUGAGGCUGCGGGAGCCUCUUGGAGACAUGAAGGAUUUAAAGCUGCUGAGCCUUCCCUGCCAUGAGCGGGGGAGCAGCACACACGCUCCACGAAGGGUCCCCUUCACCCCACUGCCCCUUCGAUGCUGGUUUGGAUUGCCCAGUCUCGCCUGCUUCGAUGACGUUGACGGGAUUUCUGGCCCUUCCUUGGAAAAAGGAGGCAGCGAGGAGUGGGUGUUGCUCUGUCAUCUGUUCCUGUGGAGCUGUGGCAUUGAAGCCAAGCAGCUGUGGAUCAAGCCUGCUUAGACAUAUGAACGCUGGGGUGCACUCUCUCCCUGCUAACCCCUCGCGGUGGGCAUGCAUAGGAGGCACGUUCCUCCAUUGAGGCAAGUCCUCAAGGAACCUGGUUUAGACCCAGCAGUCUCUGGUGUCUGUUUCCAUCCACUCUCCCCGUCCUCCACACACCUUUGCCCAGCAUCUCCCCCUGGGUAUGUCUGUCUUCAGACAUGGUUCUGAAAUCUUGCUACUUCCUUGCUUGCAGUGUGUUGCUGCAGAAGCUAGGAGGCGCUCUCACUGCUAGCUGACUCUCUCCCACCACCUUCCUCCUCCUGUGACUGCAGGCAGCUCCAAGGCUGCUCUUGGUAUCAGGGUCUCAAUGGUGGGUAACAAGGAGCAUUGACCACUGGGCCGUUCUCCUGCGGACCUUAACUGAACAAUGGGGCUGACCUGUGUGCCACCGAAAGUCUCCCUCCCUCCUAAGGGGAUGUCUAUCCACGCUCCCAUUCUGUUCAGACCCCUGCCUAGGCUGAGAUUCCAGCUCUGGGGGUCUCUGCACAGCAGUGAGAAAUCCCCGGCAUUGUCAAAUGUGAACUAACUCAUCUGACCGCUUAGUCCACCACUACUAGCCCCUGGUCGUUUUGUAAAUGUGCCAGUGUAUUUGUAUGUAACGUAUUUAUAUGGCCUCAUGGAGAGAGGUGCUUAUGGAGGCUGCUGGAUUCUUAGACACUUAAAAAAAUAAAUUACCACUUAGUUUUGCAUCCUGAUCUGUAAAGCGAGAAAUGGGGGCAUCCUUCUCGCUGGGGGGAGGGAUAGCUCAGUGGUUUGAGCAUUGGCCUGCUAAACCCAGGGUUGUG
Trachemys scripta elegans is the source of this 2841-nucleotide messenger RNA. It is a transcript of the gene C2H8orf58, whose product is annotated as chromosome 2 C8orf58 homolog. The coding region runs from base 306 to 1724 and encodes 472 amino acids. The record is from RefSeq and is a predicted model, not a curated record. Lineage: Eukaryota; Metazoa; Chordata; Testudines; Emydidae. The transcript has 7 exons.